Molecule: messenger RNA, 1948 nt
Organism: Ictalurus furcatus (blue catfish)
Lineage: Eukaryota; Metazoa; Chordata; Actinopteri; Siluriformes; Ictaluridae
Gene: timp2b
Product: TIMP metallopeptidase inhibitor 2b
Exons: 5
Coding region: 191-850 (219 amino acids)
Biological process (GO): negative regulation of endopeptidase activity; negative regulation of membrane protein ectodomain proteolysis
Cellular component (GO): extracellular matrix
Molecular function (GO): protease binding; metalloendopeptidase inhibitor activity
Source: RefSeq, a predicted model, not a curated record
CACCACUUCAGGAAGUCUGUAGUCACACUGUGCGGGCUUGUUCCUCUCCUCUCUGAAUUCUAGAAAGUUUGUCCUGUCCUCAUUUGACCGGGUUUAGGCUUCUCUCUUCCGUUUUACCUUCGUAAUUUGAAGUCGUUUCGGUUUUUUCGCUUCAGAGAACAUCAUUGUUUUGUUUGUUUUUCCUGCAAAAAUGACCAAGCCGAGUAGUUUCUGCGCUCCGUUGCUGCUGUUUCUGGUCUGGAGGGCGGGUGAGGUAGCGGAAGCCUGCAGCUGUUCUCCUAAACAUCCUCAACAGGCUUUCUGCAACGCAGACGUCGUUCUCAGAGCCAAAGUGGUUGGACGGCAAGAAAUUGUCACAGGCAAUGAUGUGUACGGCAAUCCAAUCAAGAGGAUCCAAUAUGACAUUAAACAGCUGAAGGCGUUCAAGGGACCUGAUCGUGAUAUUGACUCCAUCUUCACUGGCCCUUCAUCUGCUGUGUGCGGUGUGAACCUGGACAUCAAUGACAAAAAGGAAUACCUGAUCACAGGUAAACUGGAGUCUGAUGGCACAGUGCACGUGACACUGUGUGACUUCAUCCAGCCAUGGGAGUCCCUGACCAUUGCUCAGAGAAAGGGCAUAGACUCGCGUUAUGAGAUGGGCUGUGAGUGCAGGAUUAUCCACUGUGCCUCUGUCCCCUGUUCGAUCAGUGAUCCUGCUGAGUGUCUAUGGACUGACUGGCUUGUGGAGAACUCCGUGCAGGGUCCCCAAGCUCGGCACUACACCUGCAUAAAGAGGAAUGAUGAUUCCUGCGCUUGGUACCGUGGUGCCGCUGCACCAAAGAAAGAGUUCCUGGAUAUCGAAGAUCCAUAAACCUGCAGUCUCCUGACUUCACAACCCCCCUUUUAGAAAAUAUCCCUAACACUGCUAUGGGCCCUUUAAAUAAUCACACCGUUCGUUCAAUUGCAUUCUGUACUUUAUAACAUGGUUCUGGUGAUACGACAAUGUAAAAGAUUAUGGUGGAGACAACGUUCUCUGGUUUUCGUAAAGCACUUUGAGUCCCCAACAGUACCUAGAUGCGACCAUGCUUUUUUGGGAAAAAAAAAUGUUUACUGCCUUUAUUACCACUGUUUUAGGUUUUUGGUUGGAAUUUAGAUGAGUAAAAUAUAGGACAUUAUAUGUUGGCGUUUUUGGAGAAAAUAAGGAACGAUUAAAAGAACGGAAACAAAUUUGUUAUAGGAAGCAUAAGCGAUUUUAUCUACCCCAUGCCUUGAUGUUAUGGCCACUCUGAAAUGCCGUGAUUGACAUUUCAUAUACAGAUACAGUAAAUAAAGAAAAGUAACUUAUUAGAAAUAACCAAAGUGAUUGGACUUAUAUGUACAAUGUGGACUUAUACAGUACAAUAGAUGUAAAAUAAACUGCUUAUUAUACUAUGCACAAAAAAGCAUCUUGUAAUAAUUUAUGUAUGUUGUAAUAUAUACAUGUUUCUAAUUUAUAUCUAAACAUUCAAUUUUGGUAAUUCAUAAAAAGAUAGGGCUUUUUUAUUUGCAAAAUUUUUUUUUUUGCGAAACGUUGGCGCAAAGAGUUUAUGCAGAUUUAGGACUGUGCCGUUCUGUAUGUUCAAGUUUCCAGUAUAUAAAUGAAUCCAGUAUUCCAGUUAUUCAACCAACAAAUGUGUAGGAAAGGUCACAAAGCCUAAUUCAGUCAUUUUGUAUAUCAUGGUAUCCUUUUUUUUUUUUUUUUUUUUUUUUUUUUUUUUUUUUUAAUUUCCAUAUGUUUUUUUUUAAUUAUUACUCUUAAAUGUCCUUUUUUUUUAUAUCAUGAGGAGAAAAGAGGUAGUGUGAGAUUUCCGGUGCUGGAACCACUUGGGAAAAAUUAGUGAGCUACCCUGUGCAUGCCUUUCAUACUCCUGUAUUAUUCAUCUUGGUGUAACAGUUCCAUAUUCAUGAAUAAAGAAAAGAAAAGCACUGA